Molecule: messenger RNA, 2374 nt
Organism: Lolium perenne
Lineage: Eukaryota; Viridiplantae; Streptophyta; Magnoliopsida; Poales; Poaceae
Product: probable protein phosphatase 2C 39
Biological process (GO): protein dephosphorylation
Molecular function (GO): protein serine/threonine phosphatase activity
Source: RefSeq, a predicted model, not a curated record
CCUCCUCCUCGUCCUCCCACCCCCAUUAUAUUCUCCGGCUAGCCCACACACCUUCCUACCAAUUUUCCCCAUCCUCCACACGCCCUCACCACACCCGUCUCCUCAUAGCCUCCUAGCGCUCCUGCUCAUCACUCCUCCGCCUCAGCUUGUUCAUCCUUAAUUGAAAGGCCCUUCAGGAACGGGGAUUUCUUGGAGCAAAAUUUGGGUUUCUAUACGCAGAUUGGAUUGGGUUCAGGGAUGAGGGGAGAGAAGGGGCUGCAUCACCUGCCUCGAUUCCCAUCUCUCUGAACUUAUGGAUGCAUCUGUGAACUUCAAGAAGGUUAGCUCUUGUGGAAACACCGGUCAUAGCCGCUGUGGUGAAGCUCAUAAACCUGUCCAGCCGUGUCGCAUGCGGGAUCGCUGCUUAAACAGAAAUAACCCCUUCUCACUUCAGGUUUGGUUUGCAUUUCCAUUUAAGUACAAAAGCAGCUGUAUUUGGCAUGGCAUCUGAGUAGCAUCAGAACCUCAAAAGCAAAGUUUGUCAGCAAUAUUACACUAUUGUUGGUGUCAUACUUUCUAUAUAAAGAUGGUGACUGGGAUGUUUUUUGAGGACAAUAAUGAUCACAGCAUCAGCUCUGAGGACGAAGAGACACUUGUCAGGAGUUGCAGUAGUCUCAGCGUCAGCUUUGGAUAUCAUUGCAAUUCUUAUCAGAGCUUUCCUCUUGAAAAUGAUGAGCAUGAAACGUCUCACCAGAUGAGGUUUGAAACUAAUGACCUGAUGAAGUCACGAAAUGGCUCAUUUACUUGUUUAUCUGGUGCUGCAAUUAGUGCAAAUUUCACACUGGCCAAUACAAAUAUUUGCAAUGGUCUUAUUGGGGAAGAAAUUUUACCAGAACUAGAUUCUCCAAAUUCUUUCAGAAAAAUUGUUUCUUCUCCAUCUAUGUCAAGAUUGGACUUACUAUCCACCUCACAAGGCAGCCCUUCAUCAAUUGAUAGCCCCAUAUUUGAGAUCAGCAAAAAUAUUUGGAGGUCCAGCGCUCCAACAAUUGUAUCAUCCAAUUUUCUGACUGGUACCGAGGUUAAAAUGGCUGGUGGAGCUGCUGGAGAGGAUAGAGUCCAAGCUGUUUGCUCCGAGAAAAAUGGAUGGUUGAUUUGUGGAAUAUAUGAUGGAUUUAAUGGACGAGAUGCAGCUGAUUUUCUGGCAGUAACUCUAUAUGAUAACAUAGUAUAUUACCUGUACUUGUUAGAGUGCCGUAUCAAGCAACAAUAUGGCAUAUAUAACUCACUGGAAGACUCCCUUAAUGGUGUUAAAAGUGAGUUAACGUUGGCCAUGAGAAUUGCAGAAAAUGAAGAUGUAAAACUUUCUGAAAGUUUUCGAGCAGGUGUGCUAAAUUGCCUCACUUCUGCUGUUGAGCAAGCUGAGAAUGAUUUCUUAUCCAUGGUUGAACAUGAUAUGGAUGAUAGACCAGAUUUAGUUUCAGUUGGGUCUUGUGUUCUGGUUGUGCUUCUUCAGGGAACAGAUUUGUGCAUUCUAAAUCUUGGGGAUAGUAGAGCCGUCCUUGCUUCCAUGCCAUAUGCAAAGAUGGAUACAGUGAAAGCUAUUCAAUUGACAGAGAUCCACUCACUUGAAAACCCGUCGGAAUACCAAAAACUCUUAGCUGACCAUCCUAAUGAGUCUAAAGUUGUGACGGGUGACAAAGUAAAAGGGAAGUUGAAGGUUACUCGUGCUUUUGGAGUUGGCUAUCUAAAGCAGAAAAAGUUCAAUGAUGCACUCAUGGGAAUUCUCCGAGUUCGUAAUUUGUGCAGUCCACCUUACGUAUAUACAAAUCCACACACACUGAGUCACAAAGUUACGGAGGAUGAUUUGUUUGUUGUGCUUGGUAGCGAUGGCUUAUUUGAUUUCUUCAGUAAUGAUGAAGUUGUUCAGUUGGUUUAUCAAUUUAUUCAUGAUAGUCCAUUUGGUGAUCCUGCAAAGUAUCUCAUUGAGCAAGUUGUACAUAAAGCUGCCAAGCAAGCAGCUUUAACGGCUGAACAGUUGAUGAGGAUACCUGUGGGGAGCAGGAGAAAGUACCACGAUGAUGUGACAGUCGUCGUUAUAAUCCUUGGAAACGCGCGAAGGACGGUGAGCGCAUCGACUUCAAUAUGAAAGACUGCAGAUGUCAAGAAGAAGCUAUGAGCUGGUAAAAUUUUGUGGGUGUUAGGAUUUGAACCUUUCUGAGGGUUCUGGUGUGAUAGUGAAUAAUAAACAUAAUAAUGUGUGUAUAUACUUCAAGUCAAAAGGUUCACUCACCGAGACCUGUUUGGCUUAAUUUUGUACGCGGCUAAAAAUAAUUUGGCGCCUUUUUCGGUAUUGUGAUUUAAUGAGCAGAACGGGGAUACCCUUCAGUUCACAUUA